CUGAAAUAUGUAAUGGAUCUCUUGACAUGGUACCUGUGGGGUCAUCUUGAUUCCCAUCAUUGGGGUCAUCUUGAUUCCCAUCAAGAGGUCUAGUCGCGAGAGGUAGAGCUAGGAAGAUGUGGGAAGCUUUAAAUGCCCUUAUUGAGCAGAUCUGGGUUGAGCUUGGAUGAUUAUCAAGGCGUGGUUUCAAUCAUAUCAAGUGGUGAUGACAAAUCAACCAUUAGAAGACACCAUGUGGAUGAACCUCUCAUGGUCAAAGCAAUGCAACAACAAUUUCAAAGGCUGGACAUCAUGUUUGGUGAGGUUAGAGACAAAAUGAAGAAGCAAGAUGCAGCUAUAGCCAAUUUAUACCAAAUACAGAAUGGAAGUCCAAAUUGGCAUAGGAAUGACGCUAAUGAUGAUCUCAAUGACGAUUAUGAAGAUGCAUUCAACAAUGAUGCCCAAAACUCAAAUUUCAGCAUGGACAGAUUUAUGAGAGGUAGAGGAGAUAAAAAAGGUAGAUUCCUCCGUUUCAAGGCAAAAAAUGAUCCAAAUGUGUAUUUGGAGUGGGAAAAGGAGGUGGAAUUGGUGUUUGAUUGCCAUAACUAUUCUGAGGUGAUAAAGGUGAAACUAGCAGCGGUGGAAUUUACUCAUUAUGCUGUGGGCCUUACUCAAGGGUCCAAAAGCGUUGAGGAUUAUCACAAAGAGAUGGAAAUCGCAAUGGUUAGAGCGAAUGUCGAAGAGGACAGAGAAGCAACUAUGGCAUGGUUUCUGCAUGGCUUAAAUCAUGAUAUAGCUAAUGUGGUGGAGCUGCAGCAUUAUGUGGAAUUAGAAGAUAUGGUGCAUAUGGCGAUGAAAGUAGAACAGCAACUCAAGCAUGAAGGAGCCACCACCAGAACUGGGCAAAAUUCAGAUGCUAAUGAUGGUGUGGAAUAUGGCAUUGAUGGAGAACUACUCGUCACCAGUUGUACUAAUGUAGCUAGCACUGUUUUGGUUGAAAAGCUUAAUUUACCUAUGACGAAGCAUCCAAGGCCAUAUAAGCUGCAAUGGUUAAACAAUUGUGGAGAAAUCAAGGACUUCAAGGACAUGUUUCCAGAGGACAUUCUUAAUGGUUUACCACCAAUAAGAGGAAUUGAGCGUCAGAUUGACUUCAUUCCAGUUCCAAUGCUACUUAUGCCUAAGAAGGAUGGGGCUUGGCGUAUGUGCGUUGAUUGUCGUGCUGUCAACAAAAUCACUGUAAAGUAUCGUCACCCUAUUCCUAGAUUAGAUGACAUGUUAGAUGAACUGCAUGGGUAUGUUGUUUUAGCUGAUGGAAUUGCAGUAGACGAAGAAAAGAUUAAGGUUAUUAAAGAAUGGCUAACACCUAAGAAUAUUUCUGAGGUGUGGAGUUUUCAUGGUUUAGCAAGUUUCUACAGGAGAUUCAUCAAGGACUUCAGCACAAUUGCAAGUCCAUUGACUGAAAUCGUGAAAAGAAGUGUCGGAUUUAAGUGGGAAAGUGGACAGGAGAAUGCUUUCAAUUUGAUUAAGGAGAAUUUAAUUUCUGCACCAUUACUUGCUUGACCUGCUUUUACUAAAAAUUUUGAAAUUGA
This is a messenger RNA of Rubroshorea leprosula, 1568 nucleotides long. NCBI's taxonomy places the organism in Eukaryota, Viridiplantae, Streptophyta, Magnoliopsida, Malvales, Dipterocarpaceae. The record is from the annotation of a GenBank genome assembly.